UUCCCCACAAACACUCUGCACCGUUAUCUCCUACAUGGCUACAUGAAUUCGAGUCUAAGUUCCUUUCAAGCAGAGCUUCCACCACGGCAUUCAUGGUGGGAAGGUCAUAUCAAGCGUGCAAUCUGGGUAAUCUCAAGUUCCAGUCUUCUAGAUCUAAACUAAAAAUCUCCAGAUCUGAAGUAGAAAAUUCGUGACAGUCAACUAAUUGUCAUCUCCAUGCACAUUUCAAUUCUCUAUAUAAACCACAAUUUUGGGCACAAAAGCUAAAAAGCCAUUCAUAUUUAAGCACUCCCUUCUUGUUUCCCUCCACUCUCUUCUUGUACCAAGAUGCUGAAGCUUAAAGCUUGAAGCUUGAAGCAAUCAAUUUCGCCUAAGGAUUGAUUGCAUUUCUUCCCAGUUCCACAUUGCGCACUGUCAAUGAGUCUCGUUUCCAGGAUUCCUUCAAGCCCUCAUUUCUCCUCCCAGCUCCCUUACUCGAAAAAUCCCGUUUUUUUGAGAGUUUUCUGCAUUCAAUGUGUCUGGGAGAAUAAUAGCCCGCCAGGUGUUUGAGGAAAGUCCAGGGCUUUCUCAGUUUUCGAAUUUGGGGAAGCAAAGUCGAAAUGGUGGCGGAGCGUUGGCUGUUGAGGAUGGGGAAUCAGGUGAGCAGUAAUGUUAAGCACGCUUUACUUCUCGAGAAUUCGAAAAAAUUGAAUUCCAAGAAACAGGUGAUAGGCAUACUUUCUUUUGAAGUUGCUAGUGUAAUGUCCAGGAUUAUUCAGCUGUACAGUUCUUUGUCUGACCAUGAGGUGCAUAAGCUCAAAAAUGAAAUCUUGAAGUGUGUAGGGAUAAGAACUCUGGUCUCUGAUGAUGAAACUAGGCUGUUAGAGUUAGCCCUUGUUGAGAAACUGGAUGAUUUGGGUAGAAUUUCUAGUGUGGUGUCUAGGUUGGGGAAGAAGUGCUCAAUCCCUGCAUUGCAGGGGUUUGAGCAUGUGUAUGGGGAUGUUACUUCUGGGGCUAUUGAUGUGAAGGAAUUGGGGUUUUUGGUUAAGGAUAUGGAUGGCAUGGUUAGGAAGAUGGAGAGAUAUGUGAACUCCACGGCGAGUUUGUAUGGUGAGAUGGUGGUGCUGAAUGAAUUAGAAGUGGCGACGAGGAAGUUUCAGCAUAAUCACCAUGAGGAGAGUAGGAAAGCUUAUGAGCAAAAGUUGGCUUGGCAGAAACAAGAUGUGAGGCACUUGAAGGAUGUUUCGCUUUGGAAUCAGGAUUAUGAUAAGAUCGUGGAACUGUUAGCUAGGACGUUAUGUACUGUUUAUGCCCGGAUUAGUACUGUUUUUGGAAAUAGAAUUGUGAGGAAGGUUUUGUUGAGUUCAGUCGGGAGUACUCAAUUCGAAUACGGUGGAGGUUUGCACCAGGCGAAAUCUGGUCAGGUUGAUCGAGAGUGCAUGCCUUUUGACACAACAAAACGAGUUAUGAGCAAGAAGAAUAACUGCAGCCAUUCAGGCGGGCAUAUUGGAAGAAGAACCGUAGAGAGGAGGAAUGCUAGCUACCAUCCUCAGAAUGGGUUGCAAAGAAGUGAACCGGGAUUUUUUUGUCCAGAUGAUUUCAAUUUUGCCUGUGGAAUGGGACCGGGAAGGUUAUUUAUGGAAUGCAUAAGUUCAAGUUCUGCUUUGAAGGAUGACGACGAUGAUGAUGAUGUUGGUACUAAUAAUGGAACCAGUCAGAGAUAUUGCAGCGUUUCGAGUGGAAUGAGGAUGGAACAACCAAAUUUCCCGGGUUGCUUUUCUUGUUCCUCUAGUGAUGUUCCUUUCAGUGGUCAGGGCAGUAUGAGCAACAAUGCAAGGUUCGGACCGAGAAACAAAGUUACGCUCUACACUUGCCCUAGAACCGUUGGAGGCUCUGCUUUGGCGUUGCACUAUGCAAACGUCAUAAUUGCCAUAGAGAAGCUGCUUUGCUACCCACAUCUAGUUGGCGACGAAGCUAAGGACGAUUUAUAUCAAUUGUUGCCAUCAAGCCUAAGAAAAACCUUGAAGGCUAAUCUGAAGUCUUAUAUGAAAGGUUUGGCAAUAUAUGAUGCACCUCUCGCCCACGAUUGGAAACAGAGGCUCGACGAGAUUCUGCAGUGGCUAGCUCCACUGGCAUAUAACACAAUCAGGUGGCACAGCGAGCAUAACGUCGAGCAGCACGAAAUUGUCAAAAAGACAAACGUACUCCUGCUCCAGACACUGUAUUUUGGCAACCUCGAAAAGACAGAAGCCGCAAUCUGUGAGCUGCUUCUAGGCCUAAAUUACAUAUGCCGGUAUGAGCACCAGCAAAACGCUUUGCUCGACUAUGCAAGCAGCUUGGAUUUCGAAGACUGCGCAGAGUGGCAGUUGCAAGUCAGAGCUUCUCUUCAUAACUAGGUACACAGUUUAUGUUUAUAGUUUCUUAGCUAGCUUCAUUUGUUUGAUAAAAGUAGAAUAAAUCAGAUGAUAAUAGGUCAAACAGGGUGACAGUAUCAGAAUUCAGAACCUUGGACAUUAAGGAUGUCUAAAGAUAAUUAUAAUCUUUCAUUGCUAGUUAUGAAUACAAUGUAGCAUUGUAUCUUGUAUAUAUAUGCUCUUCAUAUAUGAAUCAGCAGAUCUUCUCAUCUUC
This is a messenger RNA of Ipomoea triloba (trilobed morning glory), 2607 nucleotides long. RefSeq lists its product as uncharacterized. Gene Ontology annotation, biological process: positive regulation of growth. NCBI's taxonomy places the organism in Eukaryota, Viridiplantae, Streptophyta, Magnoliopsida, Solanales, Convolvulaceae. The transcript has a single exon. The record is from RefSeq and is a predicted model, not a curated record. Bases 600 to 2375 code for a protein of 591 amino acids.